This is a messenger RNA of Maniola jurtina (meadow brown), 1282 nucleotides long. RefSeq names its product myophilin (gene Chd64). Lineage: Eukaryota; Metazoa; Arthropoda; Insecta; Lepidoptera; Nymphalidae. Bases 167 to 733 code for a protein of 188 amino acids. The transcript has 4 exons. The record is from RefSeq and is a predicted model, not a curated record. Gene Ontology annotation, molecular function: protein binding.
GCCGCUGCAUGAUGUCAUUCAUCACACACUCACACAUCGAACCGGUCGCACUCGCCCGUUUACCCGCGCUGUUUACAUUACCAAACGAUUAUACCAAACGCGGCGACUUCACGACUACUCGUGUUUUGUGAUUUAAUUUAUUAUUAUAGUUUAGUUAAAGGUUAAAAUGGCCAACAAUCGGGCCACCAAGUCUGGAUUUGCCGCUGAAGCACAGAGAAAGAUAAACAGCAAAUACAGUGAAGAGCUCGCUGAAGAAUGCCUGGAAUGGAUCCGGCAGAUCACAGGGGAGCCUGAGAAUACAUCAGGGGAUAUGGACAACUUCUACGAAGUGCUUAAGGACGGCACGCUACUUUGCAAACUCUCCAACCAGAUCCAACCAGGUACAAUCAAGAAGAUAAACGAAUCCAAAAUGGCAUUCAAAUGCAUGGAAAACAUCAACGCGUUUUUGGAAUCGGCGAAGAACUUCGGCGUCCCAGCGCAGGAGACCUUCCAAACUGUUGAUCUUUGGGAGAGACAGAAUCUCAAUUCUGUUGUUAUAUGCCUGCAAUCACUUGGCAGAAAGGCGGGCAAUUACGGCAAACCUUCCAUAGGCCCAAAAGAAGCCGAGAAGAACGUAAGAAACUUCACGGAAGAACAGCUCAGGGCUGGACAAGGAGUUAUUUCUCUUCAGUACGGCUCUAAUAAGGGAGCCAAUCAAAGUGGAAUCAACUUUGGAAACACCAGACAUAUGUAAACAUAAAAAAUGUGUGGGUUUACUAAAGCCGUAUUAUCUUUUUCUUACACAUAAGUCAGACACUGUCGUAGAAAAGGAUGAUAUCUGGCAUUUUUUGGCCCGAGCUAUUCGUAUAUUUUGACAUUCACACUCCUGAAAAGACGAUAUUUUGGCAAAGAUCAAUAUGAACGUACAAGUCAUUCUUGUAAGUAAAUUAUAAAACUGUUUAGGUUAGUAUAUAUAAAAUUGGACUUUUCAAAGUGUUAUUACCUAAUAAUAAGCUAUACUAAUGUACUUACAAAGUAACGAUUACUUAAAGUACGUAUUUAUGGACCAUUGCAGUUAAACUCGAGUGGAAUCUCUAAGUAAAAUAGUAUUUUAUGUUGUGUCAUAAGUCCCAUGUUCAAAAUAAUAAUAUUAUAUUGUUUAGCAUUUAGAUUGAUCAUUCCUGAUUUAUUUCAUAUUUUUGGAUUUAUUUUUUGCAUUAUACUUAAUAAUAAUUAAUUAAUAUUUAAUAUUGAUGAAAUGUAAGUUUCUUUUGAACUUACGGUUAUAGGAAAACAUUUUUUU